Volvox carteri f. nagariensis is the source of this 1412-nucleotide messenger RNA. RefSeq lists its product as uncharacterized. Lineage: Eukaryota; Viridiplantae; Chlorophyta; Chlorophyceae; Chlamydomonadales; Volvocaceae. The transcript is spliced from 8 exons. The coding region runs from base 18 to 1412 and encodes 464 amino acids. The record is from RefSeq and is a predicted model, not a curated record.
CAUUUACAUCGAUCUCGAUGCACUGCGUUCGGAACGUCAGCCGAGUAUGUCGUCAGGCACACGCAACACCAUCUGUGGCAACGGUAGCACCAUGUCCAGUGCAAAUUAAGCCUUACGUACGUUGCGCGGCUUCCGGAAGCGCCCUGGUCGUAGGCGGGGGCUUCGCCGGGCUGGCAGCAGCCGAUGUCCUUGCAACCGCUGGGCUAGAUGUGGUGCUCGUCGAACAGGGCCGUGGCCUUGGCGGCCGCAUGUGCACCCGCACCGUGACGCUUGGGAGCCACGGCGAGCGGCUCACCUUCGACCACGGCUGCCAGUACCUGACUGCUCGAACUCCGCUUUUCGGGGCUGUGCUGGGGGAUCUUCACGACCGGGGGGCUGUUGCGCAAUGGGGUUUGGGGAGACCCGUGGGGGCGGCCCACCUGGCUGAGGACGGUACCGUGGAUAUGAGUACCUUUGUGGCUGAUACCGGUAAAACUAUGUGGGUGGGGAACCCCACGAACAGCGCUGUGGGAAGGGCGCUGGCGGCUCGGGUGGGUUCCCAGCGUCUGGCCCCCCUGACUGCCGUACGCGUGGACGAGCUGGUUUGGAACCCCGAGAAGAACGUGUGGACGUGCCGUGCGCGGCGGGCUGGAGCCAUCAACACUGGCGGUGGUGGCGGCGGCACGGAUAUUGAUGCAGCAGUUGCAAAUAGCAGCGGUGGCAGCGGUGGCAGUCAUGGCAGUGGUGACGGUGACGGUGCUGAGUCAGGUCUGGUUCCGGAGCUGGUGGCUGCGGCCAGAGAGAUUCGUUCCAACGUUUGUUGGGCCCUCCUGGUGGCGCUGAAUAAGAAAAUAGAUGUUCCAUUCGACGGGGCGCUCCUGAGCCGACCUGAUGCCUCCGGGGGUGCCAUGGCCCAGUACGGCCCCAUAGCCUGGGUCGCACGGGACUCGUCCAAGCCGGGUCGACCCGCCGUGGCGGGAGGUGCGGGGGAGGCGUGGGUGGUGCACGCGGCUCCGGAGUGGAGCAACCUGCGGCGUGACGUGGCGCCCGCUGACGUGGCUGCGGAGCUGCUGCGCGACUUUGCACAUCUGGUGCAGACAGAUAUCUCUCCGGCGGAUGUGAUCCACCAGGAGGUCCACCGCUGGAACAACGCCUACCCGCUCAACCCGAGACCUCCCAACCCGCCCGAGGCCAUCACCAACAGCAGUAGCAGCAGUAGCAGUAGCAGAACCAGGCGACACAGCAGCGGGACGUCGGGGGGCGGCGGCGGGGGGGAGGUGCAGCUACAGCCGCCUCCACCACUAGCUGGUCACUUCAUGUUGCGACCGGACAUACGACUCGGUGUGUGCGGCGACUGGUGCAAGGGACCUCGGGCGGCAAAUGCCUACAUGACGGGCUGGGAGGCGGCAACUGCAGUAUUACUGCAGCUGUGA